UACCUGCAGUUUGUAUCAAGAAGCUUUCGCCGUCGAGAUUAGGUGGAGAAGCUCGCGCUUACUCGCCGGACGGACGUCUCAGUUUGUUUCCGCGAUCCUUCAAGGGCUCCCGUCCUACUGUACCCUUUUAAUACUGGCGCGGCUGAGGCUAAAUAUCAGAUCGGGUGAUGCAUUGCCCGCCUACGUACUAGCACCGUGGUGGUUUUCCGACGCCGACCCACAGAAUAAUUCUAGCAGUACCACUGCCUUUUCAUUCACACAAGCCAAGCGAGGCGCCAAAAGCACGCCAAUUGGGCCGCGCAUUACGCCAAGUUGCACGCCCUUGUUCUGACGUCGAUUGGCCCCCUUACGUGCUACGACCCCAGCUCGUUGCCGAGGGGAUAAGUGUUUGCUUGCUUGCUCCCCUUCGUCCCUCCCACUGUUCGCUUACCACUUUGGUUCGGCCGUGGUGCGUGCAGAGAAGAAGCAGCAGCAGCAGAAGCAGAAUUAUCAGAGGCGCAAAGGCUUGCGUGCGGUCUGAAGGAACCCCGAAAAGGCCGAGAAGAAAACAAGAUAAAAGGUGGUAGAGUGGACUUGUCGACGCGUCCAUGGGUUGCGGCUUGUCGACGCCGGACAGCGAUGGCGGCGGCGGCGGCGCGCGGAGGAAACAGGGCAGCGUCGGCGACGUCGUCGUCUUCCUCCCGGGGCUCCGGGCGCCCAUGGGCGUGGACUUGUCCCAGGCGCUCGCGGGGCGCCUGGACAAGGGCGCCGUGGAGAGGCUGUCGGCCCUGAGAGCGCGCGUCGUCGACAUGGCAAUGCAAGAAUCGGCGGUGGCGCUCAAGCCCAGGCGGAAGGCCGCCGCACGGCACGGAUCUAGCACUGCUAACCUCCUGCAGGCGCUGGAGGACUACUUGCCACUUCUGCUAGGAUUGGUGAAAGAAGGUAGUGAGUUGAGGCACAGCGUGCAGUUUGUGUGGACUAACCAAGAGGACAAGGCCGAGGAGACGGCCAUGGCGGAUGCAUGGUACGAGGUGCUGUCCGUGCUGCAUUUGAUGGCCAUGGUCUGCUUGCUGCAGGCCAACUCCCUGCUCCUGCCAAGGGCUUACGGCGAUGGUUACGGGCCACGGGUCUCUGAAGAGAGCAGACGUGCCACCGUCGACGUUUUCUUGAAAGCAUCUGGCUACUUGGACUGCGCGAUUCGACAAGUGCUCCCACAGAUACCAUCAGAACUAAGGAGACAACUUCCAGUAGACCUGGCUGAAGGAAAUCUCAAAGCUCUUAGCCUGCAAGCUCUGGGUCAGGGUGUUGACAUGCAGCUUGGGCUGGCAAUCGAUAGCCCAAAGGCCACACAAGCUGUAAAAAGGCGCUUAGCUUGUGAGAUGGUCAAAUAUUGGCAUCAGGUUCAGGAGAGCAUUCCAGAUCUUCCUGUGUCUGACGGAUGGGGAAAAAAGCAUCUACUAUUUGUCAAGUGGAAGUAUGUCGAAGCAAAGUCUGCAGCAUACUACUUCCAUGGUUUGAUUCUUGACGAAGGAAACAGCGAGAAAUCUCAUGGAAUGGCAAUAGCAGCAUUGGAAGCUUCGGAGGAAUUUCUGAAAGAAAGCAAAAGGGCCUCUGAAGCCUUCCAUGCAACUCCUCCAACAUCUAGGAGCCCCACUCCAUUUGGAACAGCCAAGUAUCUGUUUGACAAGAUCCCGAAAGAGGCUUCAAGCAAGGUCCGGAUCAACCAGGACCUGUAUACUCCAGAAAGGGUCAUUGGAGCACCACCCCCGUUGCCGGAUUUCUCAUUGGCACUAACACCUGAAGACUAUGAUCUUCCUCCAUUAGACCCACUUUGGAACAAAGAAGAUGGUCACCAGUAGUGUAUAUUCAGCCUUCAGCAAGAGUGUCUUCUGAUGGGAAGGCUCUGGCACUACUGAGAAAGCAACGACCAGGAUUCUGCCAUGCGGAGGCCGAACACGGUGCAAAGGAAGUGUACAAAGAUAUGUUCCGACCGAAAAUUUGACGUCGGCAAAUUGGAAGCAAAUUUUACAAAGGCCUGAAGAUAUCUGAAGAGCAUUUUUACAGUUAAAUCUUCUCUGACAAUGGAAACACAUUGUCAAAAGCUUUCCAACAAUUCCUGUAAAAAUUAUAUUUCCAAUGAGCGUCAUGGUUCCUUUUUCUUAGGAUUUUCUGACCAUGGCUUAGUUUUGUGGCCAUUCUGAGCCUAUUAAUGUGGUAAAUUUACCAAACAUGAUCCUGAUUUUCAUUCAA
Triticum aestivum (bread wheat) is the source of this 2229-nucleotide messenger RNA. RefSeq lists its product as uncharacterized. The record is from RefSeq and is a predicted model, not a curated record. The transcript has 11 exons. NCBI's taxonomy places the organism in Eukaryota, Viridiplantae, Streptophyta, Magnoliopsida, Poales, Poaceae. Bases 588 to 1838 code for a protein of 416 amino acids.